AUGCCAGCGUCUGUUUCAACUUCCCGAAAGAAUCUAUGGAUUGCCGCUAGUGAUGGCGAUCUUGAGCCCCAUUUCCCCCAAGGUAUGUCCCCCAACGACCCAGACCCAAAUACAUACACUCCCAUGCAUGCUGCUGCUUCUUAUGGCCGCUUAAACAUUCUCGAUUACCUGAUUUCAAGAGGGGGUGAUGUCAAUGUUACGGAUGAGGAUGGAGACACACCGCUUUAUACGGUUGAAAGUGUCGAAGCUGCAAAAUAUCUCGUGGAUCAUGGAGCCCUUAGUGACAGGCGAAACAACGAUGGAGUUUUGCCUGAAGAACAUCUGGAGGAAGACUUUCCUGAAAUAGCGGAGUAUCUGAGAGGACUAUCGAGGGAGCCGAGGGAGAACAGCCUAGUGCCACCGACCAAGUUUCCAUCGCAAAUGGCGACGGAACAAGCAUCAGAGCGACUUACUCAACGGCUUAUGGCGGAUGUUGAGCAGAUCAUGGCACGCUCCGACUUGGAUGGCACGGAUAUUGAUGAAGUAUUGCGGCAGGCAGUAGAACAAAUUGUUAUCGGCGGAAUCGAAGAGGGUCACACGAUGAUGGAGGAACAGACAGAGGAGCUCACGCAUGCUGAACCAUCGAAGCGCCAACGGCGAGAUGAGGGCGAGGACAAAUAA
Molecule: messenger RNA, 660 nt
Organism: Cantharellus anzutake
Lineage: Eukaryota; Fungi; Basidiomycota; Agaricomycetes; Cantharellales; Hydnaceae
Product: ankyrin repeat-containing domain protein
Exons: 5
Coding region: 1-660 (219 amino acids)
Molecular function (GO): protein binding
Source: RefSeq, a predicted model, not a curated record